CCUAAAGUUACAUUUAAGUUUUUAUCUUAUAUAUAUUUUUGUUAUUUUUUAAACCCAAUUAAAAUGGUUAAAGCUUGGUAUAUGGACGAUGAUUUAACAUCUGACCAACGACUAGAACACCACAGAAAUCCUCAGGAAUACAUCUCUAUAGAUGAUUUGUACAAAAAAACCGGUGUGGAAUAUUUUAGCUUGAAUGUGGACACAUAUGCAACAGAUGGUGUGCUUGAUAAUCUGAAGAAACAAAGAGGUUACACAUAUGAGGAUGAGAUUGUUUGCUCUAAGGAGUGUCUCCCUAAUUAUGAAGAGAAGAUCAAGAGUUUCUAUACGGAACAUCUUCACACAGAUGAAGAGAUCAGAUUUGUGGCUGAGGGUUCCGGCUAUUUCGACGUUCGAGAUAAUGCGGAGCGAUGGAUCCGCAUCGCUGUGUAUCCUGGUGACAUGAUCGUCAUACCCAGUGGUAUAUACCACAGAUUCACGUUGGACACAAAUAACUACAUCCGAGCUAAGCGUUUCUUCAUUGGCGAACCGGUGUGGAAGCCAUACGACCGGCCUGCUGAUGACAUGGACUGCCGCAAGGAAUAUAUUGAAAAGCAGCGAAAAGGGUUCUUGGUUACUGCCAGCUGAAAUAAUAGCAUAUCGCCUAACUAGUGAUAAUUAGAUGUAGAAUUAAUAAUACAGUGAGUAAUAAUUGAAAUAGAUUGGAAAAAUAUUCAGUAAUAUCUUAUAUAUAAAAUUCUCGUGUCACAGUUUUCGUUCCCAUACUCCUCCGAAACGGCUUGACCGAUUCUGAUGAAAUUUUGUGAGCGUAUUGAGUAGGUCUGAGAAUCGGCCAACAUCUAUUUUUCAUCCCCCUAAAUGUUAGGGGUAGUCCACCCCUAAAUUUU
Messenger RNA from Achroia grisella, 884 nucleotides. It is a transcript of the gene Adi1, whose product is annotated as acireductone dioxygenase. Gene Ontology annotation, molecular function: acireductone dioxygenase [iron(II)-requiring] activity. Lineage: Eukaryota; Metazoa; Arthropoda; Insecta; Lepidoptera; Pyralidae. The record is from RefSeq and is a predicted model, not a curated record. The transcript is spliced from 4 exons. Bases 64 to 624 code for a protein of 186 amino acids.